AUGGAUCAAGAUCCGUCUCCCGCCUCUGAAACUGAUAAUGCAAUUUCUCCUACACCGUCAGCAGUUAUCUUUACUGUGCUGUGCACUGCAUCCAUAGCCCUUGUAAUUACGGCUGCCGCUUUGUUCUUUGUUGCUAAUAAGCGAAUGAAAAAGGAUGAAUCGCUCGAAUCUUAUAAAGUAGAGAGUGGUUUACUUGAUAGAGAUUCUGACAUAAUCUUAAAAGAAGGCCUUUCAAAGGAGUCAUUACCUAUUUCCGCGCCCCCUAUGCUGAAAACAGAUCAAAAAGUAAAACCUUCCACUCCUCCGUCAACUGGAAGCGCUACCCCCCAAACUCUUCCACAUUUUCCUCAGUUAAAUACUCAGCUCUUUGAUUCUUUACCUGAUUCUUACAAUAUUCCGCCAAAGGCUUAUAAAUCUGGUAUUAUUAGUAGGUCUAGAUCAUCUAUAGAUCUCGCACAUUUGAAAGAUAAGGAGAAAGAACCUUUCACAGAGUCCACCUUGUAUAAUGAUUCACCAGGACCACCAUUGGGGAGUGACAGCGUUCCCAGCGUUCCCAAAAUCGACCCGGAACAACCAGGAGAAAGUCAAAGUCUGUAUAUGACAUCACAUCAUCCUUCCGCUGAUUUUUUACAAGAAAUGCCCUCACCUAUGAGACAUGAAUAUACAACAUCACCAGUUCGUUCUCCGAGAACCUCUGGAGACGUUCGUCCGCAGUCACGACAAUCAUCAGAGUACAUGGUGCAGUCCUCACAAGAAUUAUCUGAUCCUCAACUACGAACAACACAUAUGGAACCUGAUAUAUUGCAUGAAAGUUUGGGUGAUCCAUAUCUUGAAUAUACUACUAGGUCAGACAGAUCUGAGAGGUCACGUAGUAGAGGUAGCCGAGAUGAUAGUGUCGGCAUGCCACUUGCGCCACAAGUUUCGCGUCGUGCCCGCAGUUCUAGGCGUUCAACACGCGACCGUCGUAGUGGUGGAAACGGAUAUUCCGAAACGUUCCGAGUAAAAAUAGAAAAAUUCCGAAACACAACUUCGUGUACCCCUCCAGUUUUAAGA
Racocetra fulgida is the source of this 1053-nucleotide messenger RNA. Lineage: Eukaryota; Fungi; Glomeromycota; Glomeromycetes; Diversisporales; Gigasporaceae. The record is from the annotation of a GenBank genome assembly.